Molecule: messenger RNA, 2723 nt
Organism: Panicum virgatum (switchgrass)
Lineage: Eukaryota; Viridiplantae; Streptophyta; Magnoliopsida; Poales; Poaceae
Exons: 4
Coding region: 42-2723 (893 amino acids)
Biological process (GO): DNA transposition
Molecular function (GO): transposase activity; zinc ion binding; DNA binding
Source: RefSeq, a predicted model, not a curated record
GUCCCCCCCGUUCCAGUUGUCCGAAGCAGGAAUUACAUAGGAUGGAUUCGUUUGAGCUGAAUGUCAGAAGGGAAACAAGCAGAUUUGGACAGAAUGGUAAAAAGUAUUAUCUUGGUGGCUUUGAUUUUAAAAUUGUUGGAUAUAUCUAUUGGACAUUUGAGCAAUUAUGCAAGGCUUUUUGUGAUGAGUAUGCUUGGGGUAGUGAUGAUGACGUAGAAAUCCAAUACUAUGACAAGGUUGAGAAUAAGUUUGUCCAAGUUAGUUCCGAUGCAGAGUUAACUCUUAUGUUUGUGAAGAAUAUGGAGGAUAGGUCAAUAAUUUUGCAGAAUGAAGUUGUUAUCAGAACAAGAGCACAAUGUAAUCCUAACCAUCCUGUCACUGCCAAUACAUCAGUGCAAUCCCAAGCUUCUUGCAAUAAAAGUCAGCCUAGCAGUACUACAAGUGAGCAUGUGAGGUCUCAAGCUUCUGGUAGUACUGUGCAGGAUGUUAUAGUAGAAGAAAGCUUACCUGAUCAGUUUGUUUCUUGUGACAAUGAUGAGAGGCUUUAUGCAGAUCUAGUUGAUAGGACCAACAUAGAAGGUUGUGAUGAAUUAAUUGCUCAAUUUCAAGAAACUAAUGAUGAAGAGAAGGAGGAGAACAAUGAAAUGGGUUUGGGUGAGCUUGUAGGUGAUGAAGACCUACCAGUGAUUCAUUAUGACAAAGAUAAUCCAUCUCUAGAUGAAGGCAGCACAUUCCCAUCAAUGGAUGAUUGUAGGAUUGCACUUGCUACUUAUUGUAUUCGGGGUGAAUUUGAUUUUGUGAUUGACAAGAGUGAGCCAGGUAGAUUGACAGUGCACUGUGCAUACAAUAGGUGUAGAUGGAGGAUGCAUGCCUCCCCUAUGAGGAAUAGCACAAUUAUUCAGGUUAAAGUGAACCCGUUUCUUCAUACAUGUCCAAGUGCUGAGAGAAAAGCCUCAGUUAAGGUAGCUAAGAGCAGAUGGUGCGCCGAUGUAAUGCUGAAUUGGGUUAGGGAGAACCCUUGCAUUGGUACAGCUGCAUUGGUAAGGAAAAUCUAUGGGACAUAUGGUAUUCAGGUGCCUUACAUGAGGGUGUUCUAUGGUAAGAAAAUGGCUCUUGACCGAAUUAAUGGUCCGUGGAAGGAUAGUUUCAAGUUGGUGUACACAUUCAAAGCAGAGGUAGAGAAGGCAUGUCCAGCAAGUGUUGUAGAAAUAGAUAGGCACACGGUGCAAUACAAGGUGAAAGGAAAGACUAUGGAAAAGGAGUGCUUUAGGAGGGUGUUUGUUUGCUUCAAGGCAUGCUGGAAGGGAUUUCUUGACGGUUGUAGGCCGUACUUGGCAGUGGACGCAACCACUUUGAAUGGGAGGUUUAGAGGUCAGUUAGUCGCUGCUACUGCUAUUGAUGCACAUAACUGGCUAUUUCCGGUAGCUUAUGGAGUGUUGGAGGCAGAAUCAACUGAGAGUUGGAAAUGGUUUCUCCAGAACUUGCGGCAUAUGAUAGGGUUUCCAAAUGGGUUGGUCAUACACACAGAUGCUUGCAAAGGCCUGGAAAUUGCAGUUGAUCAGGUGUUCCCUGGAGUGGAGCAUAGAGAAUGUAUGCGGCACCUUGUUGCUAAUUUUGGGAAACUGUUUAAAGGAAAACUGUAUGAUGACAACCUAUGGCCAUCAUCUUUGACAUAUAGCUCAAAGAAGCAUAUGUACCACCUAAGGCAAAUGUUCACAAAGCAAGAAGUGAAGGACUUCCUAGAGAAGGAUCACCCCAAGAUUUGGGCUAGAAGCAAAUUCAAUGAAAUCUGCAAGGUUGACUAUGUCAACAAUAUCCUUGCAGAGUCGUUCAAUGCAUGGAUAAGGAAAGUCAAGGGGUUAAAUUUGGUGGAUAUGUUGGAUAAGAUCAGGCAAAUGCUGAUGUCCAAGUUUUCCUUGCGUCAAAAAAUUGCAGCUGAAAAAUUUGUUGAUCACAAAAUCAUUCCAGCUGUGAUGAAGCCCUUGCAUGCUAAAACCAGAUCUUUGAAAAUGACACUGAAUAAGCGAAAGCCUUAUGAGGCUGAGGUGACAGCAAUUGACAAGGAGAACAGAGAAUGGAGGUAUCCCGUGGACUUAGAAAAGAGGACAUGUAGUUGCAGGCAAUGGCAGAUUACUGGGCUACCCUGCAUCCAUGCCUUAUUUUUCAUUACUUCUCUUCGUGGUCCAGCUGCAGAAAUUUAUCAGCACGUGCAUGAGUAUUACUCAGUUGCCAAGUUUAAUGCCACAUAUGCUGAAAAAGUGCCUUCCAUGGAGGGAAAACAACAAUGGGAGGUCGUCAAUCCAGGUUUCGUUCUACACGCUCCACUUCAGGGAAGAGCACCAGGAAGGCCAAAGAAGACUAGAAUAAGGUCAAGUGCUGAGGGGAGGAGUGGACUUGGUCCAAGGAAGCGUAGAUGCAAGAGAUGUGGAGGUUCAGGACAUAUUGCAAGAACUUGGAAAAAUGCUGUUGAUGCAUCCUUUGGAGAAGAUGAUCAUUGGGGGGCAGAAAAUGCACAAGAGCCCCCAGCUGAACGUGAAGCGGAGCCCCCAGCUGAACAUGAAGCGGAGCCCCAAACUGUGCCCUCUAGUGUUACAUGUGUGGCUAGGGAGAAGAAAAAUAAGAAAGUAAGAGAGGUGGGAAGCACCUUCAUUGAUAUACAGGAGCAGUCUAGGAAGAAUAAAAGGAAGAAAGGCAGGGAGGUGGCAAGCUUCUUGCAGACUUGA